CUAAAGGUGAUCAGCUCAGUUUGUCAUGAUGGAGAGUGAAAAGAAGAGGAGGAAAUACUCCACGAGCAGCAAUGACUCUGACACCACAGACAGUCAAGUGACCUCCUGGUCCAGGUCCUCCAAGAAUACCGGCACCAGUAGCACAUGGGUCGGCCACCAGCACAAGAAACCAUCAGAGGUGUUUCGUACAGACUUCAUCACGGCCAUGAAGCUGCCAGACUCGGCCCAGCUCGGCCCAGACGACUUCUAUGUGCUGUCGGACCCCUGGAGACAAGAGUGGGAGAAGGGGGUGCAGGUCCCAGCCAAUCUGGAGGCCAUACCAGAGCCUGCGGUCAGGUUGCAGCCGGAGUGGACAGGUGGUGCGUCCAUCGACGGGCAGAUGACGGAAGGAGACGCACAGCCUCCUCGCUCCAAGCUCUACAGCUGCUAUGACCUGGAUGACCUGGAUGUCGCAUGGCUGCAGCUGGUUAACCAGGAGUUCAGACAGAUGGCCUUACCGGUGUUGGAUGAGCUGACGAUGGAGUGCGUUCUGGUCGAGCUGGAGAGUGUGUGCAAGGAAAAGAUGCAGCAGGCCAUAGAGACGGAGGAAGGCCUGGGCAUCGAGUACGAUGAGGACGUGGUGUGCGACGUGUGCCGCUCGCCAGAGGGCGAGGAUGGCAAUGAGAUGGUCUUCUGUGACAAGUGCAAUGUCUGCGUUCAUCAGGCUUGUUACGGCAUCCUGAAGGUACCACAGGGGAACUGGCUGUGUCGGACCUGCGCUCUGGGGGUUCAGCCAAAGUGUCUGCUUUGCCCCAAGAGAGGGGGGGCCCUGAAGCCCACCCGCAGUGGAACCAAGUGGGUCCACGUCAGUUGUGCCUUAUGGAUCCCUGAGGUGAGUAUAGGCUGCCCAGAGAAGAUGGAGCCCAUUACCAAGGUGUCCCACAUCCCUGCCAGCCGCUGGGCUCUGUCCUGCAGCCUGUGUCGAGAACACACGGGAACCUGCAUCCAGUGCUCCAUGCCCUCCUGUAUCGUGGCCUUCCAUGUGACAUGCGCCUUCGACCAUGGCCUGGAGAUGAAGACCAUCCUGGCCGAAAACGACGAGGUGCGCUUCAAGUCCUUCUGCCUGGAGCACAGCUCCACCACCAACACAACCAGUGUGACCAACGGAAACCACGCGCUCACUUCGACCUCCAAUGGAGCGGCCAGACCCGACCGGGCUGCCGGCUCUGAACUACGGCCAGAGCAACACCACGAGCUAAGCAGCUGCGGCGACUCGGAGCAAAGCAGAGUAUCUCACCUGGUGUCGGCGGCAGAGCGAGCCGAACGGGACCAGCUGGAGAGAGAGAAGGUGAGCCAGAGGAAACAGAAGCUCCAGGAGCUGGAGGAUGAGUUUUACAGACUGGUGGACCCAAAUGAAGUCGCUGAAAACCUCGGGCUGCCGCUUUUACAGGUGGAUUUCUUAUAUCAGUUCUGGAAGUUAAAGAGGAAGGGCAACUUCAAUCAGCCUCUGGUCACUUUAAAAAGAGACGAGGUGGACAACCUGGCCCAACAGGAGCAGGACGUCCUCUACAGACGCCUCAAGCUCUUCACGCAUCUCCGUCAGGACUUGGAAAGGGUGCGUAACUUGUGCUACAUGGUGACACGGAGGGAAAAAAUGAAGCACACUGUCUGCGAUCUCCAGGAGAAGAUCUUCCACCUGCAGAUCCAGCUGCUAGAAGAAGAAAUGGCAGGAGAGAAAACCCAGAGGAAGAGGAAGCAGAACGGACUGAAGGAUAAAAGGAAAGAGAGAAGGAAGCAUCGUACUGGCAAGAAGAAGGAGAGGUGGAAGUCAGAGAACGGCUCCCUGCUUAAAGAACUAGGCUUGUCAAAGUCAUUUCCAUUAGAAAACUCUUUGUUCGACAGCUGGCUGGCCAAAUCAGUUCAGAUCACUGCUGAUGACAUGCUAAGCCAGUGGGCUCUGGGCGGCCAGCAUAACGACAAAAGCAGCAGUCUGCUAUCUGACCAGUUAAUGCAAGGCGAGGAAAGCCUCCUGAACCUUAUGAUGGAGAACUCUAUGCAGUCUGCCUGGAAAACACCUCAGCUGGGCCGCAAAGCCAGGGGGAGCAACAAAGUCCGUUCUCGAGGACAAACUACUGCGAGCACCCAGCCCCUGUUUGGAGCAGCAGCAUCUGCCACCAGCAGCCCCUCUACAGCAAAGAGCCUCUGGGAAAAGUCUAGCAAUGUAGGUCGGAAAGGGGAAAAGUCAAGAAGCUCCUCUAAGACCGUGCACCACCAUGUUCAUCACCACCAGACCAGGAGCUCUGACCUGCACAGUGACCCACCACCACAGCCGCCUAUCUCCAAGAUGGAUUCCUGCCACAUCUCCGAGGAGCGUGGCCCGUGGGACAGCAUCCGCUUGGGAAAUGGUGUCGGAUCAGGGGGUGUAUCUGGUUUCACAGCAAGCUGUUCUCCACCUCCAGCCUCCAGUCCUGGAAUCACAGUGCCUGACGCCGAGGCAAUGCAGCGAGGUGGGGGUCCACGGUCCCGCCUGGCCCGUCACAGUAAAUCAAGAGUGAGAGGAAGCGUUGGAGAACUGGACUCCAUGGACCUGCCGCUCACAGGAAAUGGCACAUCCUUGCUGGAUGCUGCUGAGACUGAUGGGUACUUCUUUGACGGCGAGAGUGAUUUGGAUACACGCUCUGGUGGACGUAAACUUCGGCUGUCGCAGUUGCAUUCUGCUAACGAGGAUUUACUGAGGAGAAGUGUACUGGCGUCUUAAACAACUUAGACUCAUAAAUACACAAAGGAAGAUUUCAAAGCUGACUGAUGGCCGAUUGGCCUUGUUAAACCAAAUCUGUCAUAUCUAUCAGUGGUGAAUUUUUCCAGCUCUUACUCUGCGUUGUUUCUUGGGGUUGGGGGGGAUUUGAAUGUAGCUGUAUGCCUAUCGUACAGUAAAGCCUCUCCACUGGACCGCAGUUAACAAAUAGGAAACAAACAUAACCAUUUGUUUUUUUGGAUAUUUCCGAAUAAUUUUGUUUCUGGGCGUUUAAGCACCCAGUUCUGGCCUCAUGUCUGUGGUAGGCAUCAGACUUGGGAACAAACAUUUGGGGCAUUAUUCUUCUUAUUACUCAAGCUGGUUUCAGGGUAUGCUUUAUUCUUGGUCUUUAAGGUCCAAGUUGCAUCCAAUGAGUCCUUGUUUUCUUGAAUAUGUUAAGUCCUAGACAAUUUCAUACCAGAGUUGGCAUGAAUAUGUGCAGAGGGCAGCACAGGACAGCAUGUACUCAGCCUUGAAAAGCACAACUAACUAAUCAUAUGAGCUGUCAUGGAAGCAUUUGAGUGUAUAAUAGAUGCUCAUUCAGGGCUGGGGUCAAUUUUUCUGCUGACUCAGAUGCAGAAUUUACAACGAAGCCUUUUAUUUUGUUACAAGUUUUUAGCCCCUGAAAACCAGAUAUCAAAUUAGUCAUUUUUAUUGAGCAAAGAUUGACCCCAACUCUGCUGUUGUGUCAGACUGUCACAGAGACACAAACACAUACAUAUACACUCAGAAACAACCAUAAUGACAUCUCUUUGCUUACAUCUUUAACAUUGUAUAAAUAUUUGAUCUGAUCUUUCUCCACUGCAGUCAAAUUCUUCCUAAAUCAAUUGUAUCCCCCUUAAAUCUUUAGAAAAAUAUCAGUACAGAAACGUUGUGCCUUCCGUCACUUUCUGUGACCUUCACACAAAUCAAUCAAUGAGUAAAUCAAUCAGUCGUCUCUCAAUCGAAAUUUGUAACAAUCAAAGCAAAACAAAAUCACGCUACAUUGGUUGCCAUAUGUAGCCAUUUGGUGUCUUGUUACCUUAACAAUUGAAUAGUGCCUGAAAAAAUGGAAAUACAUGCAGUGUUUGCCAUGUUUUUAACCAAUGCAUCUGCAACUCUUUGCAAAGCAGAGCCACACAGCACUAUCAGUGCAAAGAGCGGCCUACUCUUAUGAGCCCCCCACCCCAAAAUGCAUCACUGCAGCAGCAGAGAACCAUUAAAAACAAGUGCUUGGCCAAGUUACACUGUUCUAGCUUUGUGGACCCCUGCAAGCUAUCUGUUGCUCAUUCGUGAUCUGCUGAUAUAAAAACAGCUUUCCAGACUUAAAUCUGUACCUAAUUAAGUCUCUGCUGUCUUUUUGUAACCAAAGAAGCUAGGUAUUGUAAUCCAAAAACAGCAAACUAAAUCUACAUUAAAUUGUGAACUUAUGAAUCAGAAUUGAUUUGUCUUGGGAGGUCAGCAUCAUUUAUUUUCAGGAGAGAUGCACUGAUCAGAUACUUUUGGCCGAUGUCUGAGCUCUUAUUUUUGCAAAGCCUUUAAAAAUCAGCUGAUAGCUUUUAGCAAAAUCCAAUUUCUUACUAUAUAUAUAAAGAACUAUAAGAACAGCAUUCAAAAAUAUUUUAAAUCUGCCUUGUGUAUCUGUACUCUCAGUGUAUAUAGGAGAAGAGUCACUAUAGAACAGGCUUAAGACAAAUAAACUUAUCAAGGAGUUGACAUUUUAAACAGUCUUUAACAUAUUAGUGUUUAGCAUCGUUAGCAUCACUAGCUAUAAACAGCAGUCUCCAUGUUUUCCCUAGAGAGCAUAGUCCCUCACCCCAACUUUGAGAUUUCCAAAAAGCUGCCAACAUAUCUAAAUCCAGCAUGUUCUGCAACAACGAACUACAGCCUAAAAGGAUAAAACAGUGCAACUUUGUUGUAAUAUUUACAGACUUCCUGUUAUCUGCUGUAGUCUAAGCUGACAUGCCUCUGUAGGACACGUUUUCCUUUAUCUGGCUUCAUUUUUAAACAUCACUGACCCUUAAAAUGGUUUAUGUCCUCUUCAUUCGGUAAUAGCGUGCACACCAAAGAUUGUUGAAGAUAUGGUGCAGUCACUGAUUAAAAAAAGAUCAGAUUUAGUCUUUCCAGCGAUGGCCAAUCCAUCUUAAAUAUUUCAGUUUUAGUGAUUUCUAUAUUUUGUAAGUCUUUUUAGAUGACUAAUAUCAGACUAAAUUGGUUACUUCAGGUCAUUUUGUCUGUCUAUUUGGUUUGUCAAGUUUGAUGCAAUAAGAUAUUUUUUUAGCAGCAUGGCUCCCCCCUCAAGCCCAACUUGACCAAGCACUUGUAACCGGCUCUCUUGCAUGCAUGCCACACCAGAAACUAAUGAAAACAAUGUAAGAAUCAGCGCCAAGCCCAAGUUCCCAAACCGAGCAGUUUCAUUUUACAGCAAAUUUACAGAUCUUUUGUCAAUAUCCUAUAGAGUUAUUUUGUACUCAAAAGGCAGUUUGUGGUAUUCUCAGGGGUUAAAGAAAAACUUUUUAAAACAAUGAAUACAAGAUUUAAAAAACAUCUAUGUAAAAUUAUAUAUAAUAGACAUAUAUAUCUAUGUAAAGUGAGGUGUGUUUGAUAAGAAAUUUUGUUUGGCAAGUGUCAAUGUUUGAUUUCCAACACCACUACUACUGAGCUAGUGUCUUCUCUAAGUGUGACCAUCAGCUCUGGAUUCAGCAGUUCUAAUGGUUUAUGUUUGUUACCAGAUUCAAGUCAGGUCAUCAGCUGGGUGGUCAAACACUUUUUGCGGUCAUCCCACCUCUACCAACCCAAACUGUACUGAAACAAAGCAGAACUGAGUUGUAAGAGCUGCUUGAUCCAGGCCUGACUCACAGCCUUUAAAUAGAGAUAUAUGUCCAUCCUGCUCGUUUUUCUGUAGACAUGUUCUAACUGGUGUUUAAGAAUGACCAUGCCAAAGAACAGAUCUGUGUAUUAAGGCAGCAUAUUUACAUCUUGUCUACACAAACACACAUACAUACGUCUCUGGAUUGCAAGAUGAAGAUGAGUUUGAUAAGGUGUCAGACAGCUCUGUAAGUGAUGUCUGGGUCAGCCAGGUUUUAUUCCAGCUUGGUUCCAUCUAAGCUGUAGUCACAUUGUUGUAGUGUUCUGUGACAAGACGAUUUACCGGGAUUAUCCCUGAUUUACAUUCACAGGAACUGAGACAGCAAACUGCUGGUGACGGUCACUUAACACAGACUCAAAUUUAGCUCCUUCAAAAUAAAACAAAAAACAAACAUGCUGCUGAAAAUGAACAUCCAACAACACGUGCAUGGGAUCAUACAAGCUGGGACAACAGGGUUGUAAAGUAACAGAUGAAUAGUUUUAUAUGGACACAUGGUCCUGACUUACUCAGAGAGAAACGCCCUCUAUUGACAGUUUUAUGACAAGUGAUGGCACUGUGUCCUUUUUGUUCUUCAGGGGUAGCCAUCGUAGGCGAUUUCCAUGGUUGUGCUGAAUUGUGGAAAAAUAUCCUUACACUAUUUGAAACACAGCCUGGAGGAUUUUGGACUUCUACAUUGGCCACUACGAAUGAUCAUUACAACACAGACACACAACAACUAGAAAACAUGUUCUUUGAAGUGGGGAUGUGGUGAAGUAUCAUUACAACCUGCCGGAUCGUCCUCCGGGUGUUCGUUACCGUUUAUGUGUCGCCAAGACAGAUAAAUGUAAUCUUGGUUUUAAUAUUCAAAGUAUCCUGAUGUUGUAGACAGUGGUAUUAGAAGAGGCCUAACAUGUACGGCCUAAACAUGUAGUAGCAAAUGCUGAGGCUGCACAGUACAAACAGUGAAGAAGAACUUCAUUUUUAAAAUCAAAUCUAAAACCAAUAAACAGGUUUUUUUCCAUCCUUUUUUAGUGCUGUGCAGCCUUUGCAAACAACUGAUUUAUUAUUCCGUAUUUACAGUGUGGCUUCAAUGCCCUCUCCUUACGCUUCGUAGAUACUGUAGACUGGACUCUUUUGCAGGUUUUUUUUUUGUUUUUAUCAGUAUCCACUAGGAUACAGCUUCAAAGUCCUCUGUGUGGUAUGCUGGUGUGGGCGCUGGCUCACAGCCCUAAUUGUGCCCACUGUUGAUCUUUGAGUUUUGUAACUCUGACAAGUCAGAUUUCCACAUGGUGGGAAAUCUAAAUUUAAAAUUUUCCAGUUAUCUUUGCAUCAGCAAAAAGAUGGGUAAUGUUUCUGCGUAAGGCUGCACAAUGUUAGUAAAACGAGCAGUCAGGAGGGGUUUGAACAUGGAAAUGAACAUUUUAAUUUCAGUUAACAUUUUCCUUACUCUUUGUUUUCCAUAGUCAUGAUGUCCCCAGCACUUUCUGUACGUUUUAGUAUAUUUACCACAAAUGUUUGGCCAAAUAUAUUUGAAUGCAGGUAAUCUACGCAUGGCACUUCAGAUUCAACAGCCAACCCAGCACUGCAUCAGGGCUCUUCUUUACAAUUGAAAUAUUGAACAAACUGAUAUUGCAAUGACCAUUUAGAGUGCAGAGUUAAAACAUUCUGUGUACUGAAUAAAUACUGUAUUACACCUUUACA
Girardinichthys multiradiatus is the source of this 7301-nucleotide messenger RNA. It is a transcript of the gene jade2, whose product is annotated as jade family PHD finger 2. The record is from RefSeq and is a predicted model, not a curated record. Gene Ontology annotation, biological process: regulation of transcription by RNA polymerase II. Lineage: Eukaryota; Metazoa; Chordata; Actinopteri; Cyprinodontiformes; Goodeidae. The coding region runs from base 26 to 2737 and encodes 903 amino acids. The transcript is spliced from 14 exons. Gene Ontology annotation, cellular component: histone acetyltransferase complex.